This is a messenger RNA of Echinostoma caproni, 1824 nucleotides long. Lineage: Eukaryota; Metazoa; Platyhelminthes; Trematoda; Plagiorchiida; Echinostomatidae. The record is from the annotation of a GenBank genome assembly.
AUGGUUUGGUCGGCACGAUUGCCCUGGGAUCCUAUCAGUAUAGCAGUGCCGUGUUCACUCGGAAACGGGGGACCGAAGACAAAUCCCACUAUUGGUCAGAACAUGCCACCCGGUCUGAUUGCAUGUCUCACCGCAGAUGGAUACGUACGAUUGGCUUAUCUGGGUACAAAUCCAACGAGAAAGAGUCCUGUCAAGGUCACCGAAAGGACACAGUCGGAUGACAAACAUUGCUCACCAAAACUGAUACAGACAGAAACAGAAACAGAAGAGCUUAAUAAAACAAUUACUCUUUUAACACAAGACGGAGCAGACCUUAAAUUAUUGCCACCGGGGGAUAGCAAACCAGUUUGUAAAGUUGAAAUGAAAACCAAAUUACGUGCCGAUUCUCAGUCCGGUGAAAAUGCGUAUUUUAUCGAUGUUCUCAUCCUCUUUCAGGGCGUGUCGGAUUCCAGUGAAUUCGAUUCGAUAUUUCUCACCGUGGACAGCUGUUCACCGCUCUCGGUGGAGCCGAACUAUGUGAAAUUCCCUUUGAUUAAAACCUCAACAACCGAGUCCCAAUGUUGUUCCUUAUCGGUUGGCUUGAAAAAAAUGGAAAUGUCAACAUCUAUCCAAUUCGUUCUGGAUUUGACUGUUCGACUGACUUUGGUUUACACCGGACGGAAUAACACACCGAUUUUAACAGAACGCACAAAAUUUGUGGAAACGUUUGUGAAAUUACCGCUUCAUUGGUUCUAUGCGGCUAGAUUAUCCAAAAAAUCUCACGCAUGCGGCUCGUAUCGAAUCACAUUUGAUCUGGCUCCUGAAUUGGUUGCUUAUGAGAUGCGAUUGCAUAAAAUCCUGUCCGGUCUUUGCCCACCAGACUUUACGGGCUCAACCUUGUGCAUUCAUCCCAGAAUGGAUUUAAUUACUCACGAGGAAAGUCACGACCCUAAGCAGACUGGUGAUGUUUUCUUGUUGGAGAAUCUCAAAAAAUCGCAACUCCGAUUACAAAGUGACUAUCCGGAAAUGUUCGGACCAAUUAUCAACGAGUUGUUGCAUGAAAUACGUGCAUUUUGUCAGCGGUCUGGUUUGGUCAAAACGACCGGUUGUUUGCUACAAUUGCAUCUGUCCAAAUCAGCUGAUGUUUCAUCCAGUGCAGAAACCCGGACUCCGGAUGCAGUUUUAUCCUCGCUUGUAAUUCGUUCAUUCCGUGACUAUUUGUUCGCAUCCCUGUGUGAGCAUUUGGAAUCCAGGUUGGCGUUAGCCACACAAGUCGCUGCAAAUGCAGUUCAAGCCAGACACUUCAGAGCACUACAAACUCAUGUACUGAAUAGAAUACAGGAACCAAUAUCGACCUCGAUGACUGGGUUUGAUACAUUGUUGGAAGCGAGUUUACAUCAGCUGAUCCAAGGUUGUCAGUCCGCAAUGAGCUAUGCCAGUAAGCAAUUCAAUUUAGGCUUUACUGUAGUUGCUAUGCUCUCUUUGUUGAUUCUGAUUUUUCGAGAAUGUGUACAGCCUCUUAGAAAGGAAAAGUCCGAACGAGAUCCCUUGUUUCAAACACUGAGUCCCGGUGUGCUGUUAACUCUGGUUGCAGCUAACGAAUCUGUUGAGGUGUCUCGUGGACAGGAUGUGUUGCCUGAAACGAAAGAGGAUCUGAGUUUUCCCUCCGAUUCCGGUGUCUUUGUUGGGUUGGAAGAAUACCUAGAUCUCGCUGUUGGAUCCCUUCUGAUUCAAAUGAAGAACGAAGAUUUCAUUGAACGAAAGCCAAUUUCAACUGCACUGAUACCCGAUGUAAAUGGUUUAAUGCAACGCAUACUAUGCUUGUUGAAGUCCACGUUGCAAUAA